Molecule: messenger RNA, 2795 nt
Organism: Papaver somniferum (opium poppy)
Lineage: Eukaryota; Viridiplantae; Streptophyta; Magnoliopsida; Ranunculales; Papaveraceae
Product: UTP:RNA uridylyltransferase 1-like
Exons: 6
Coding region: 196-2529 (777 amino acids)
Molecular function (GO): RNA uridylyltransferase activity
Source: RefSeq, a predicted model, not a curated record
GAUUUAAACAGUGAGUGUAGAGAAAGUCGAAUCGUUUUUUAAGGAAUCGGAGGUGGAUGUGUUACAUUAACAUCCUGCUUUUUAACUUCCCACUUUCUCAGAGUCUCUAAAGUGAGUCUGAGAUUUUGGGUAAGUGGUUUCUGACCAAGUCCCUCUCCCUCUUUCUCUGAAUCUCUCCUGAAAUCCAUCAUCGCCAUGAACAGAGGAAGAUUAGCAGGAGAAGGAUUCAGAGGAGGAAGAAGAAGAGAAGCUACAGCUGAAGAAUCUCAUUCUCAACUACCACCACCACCACCACAGCCACAGCCACCAUCUUCAACAACAAAUUCAGGUGGUCAAUUCCUUUUAAAUUUACUUCAAAAACCCAAUCAAUCUCAACAACAACAGAAAAACCCUAGUUUUACUUCAUCUAAUCAUACACUUCAUCAUCAACAUCACCAUCCACAGCAGCAGCAGCAGCAGCAGCAGCAACAUCAGAAUCAUAAUCAACAGCAGCAGCAUCUUGAUCCUGCUGUUGCAGCACUUGGACGUAGUAUUCCAUACCCACCACCAUGGAAUCUUCAAUCCAAUGGUGCAAUCGAUCCAUCAUCUCAAUUUCUUCCUCCUGGGUUUUCUCCUCCAAAUCCAUGGUCUUUACAAGGUCUACAACCUCCACCUGCUUCAUCUUCUUCUUCUACAUAUUUCCCUGGUCCAGUUUUUCCUGAUGAACUUUUCAGAUUAGGGCUUAUGAGUAAUCAUGCAAAUGUUACUCCAAACCCUAGUUUUCAGCAACAUCAACAGCAGCAGCAACAGAAGCAAGAUAGUAUAAUGUUUGGUUCUCUAGCUUGUGAUGUUCAGAAGGAUAAUGGAGUUGCUGGUUUGAAUGGAAGCUCAAAUUUUAAUGAAAUUCGGUCUAAUUUUGGAACGAAUUGGGAAUUAGAUCCUAGGAAUUCUAAUCAAGCUCAUCAAGGGAACCAGCAUUUGUUUCAUGAUCAGAGAAGAGGUGCUGGUGGUGAUGGAAUGGGUGGGAUGCAACUACAACAGCAGCAGCAACAGCAACAAUUUCAGAGAUCCACAAUAGGAGAAGCAAGGAGAGGUCCACCUGGUUUCGGACACAAGGAAGAUAAUCGUCAUGUUGAGUUCAAUCAUGGUGCUUUUCCGGAUGACAUUACUAGGAAGAAACAAUCAAAUGGACACGGCGGAUUUCAAGGGAAUUUGCAGCGGCUUAGUGGACAAUUUGAUCAUCCAGGUCCUCCGCCAGGAAGUAACUUGCAUUCUGUUCCAGCAUCAGCUAUUGAAGAAUCUCAAGCCAAAUUGCAUCAAAUUGGUGAAGGAAAUGGUAAUCCAGGGAUUGCAAAAAAGGAAAUUAGGAAUAGGGAUCAACGAGAUAUUCGCCGAGGGAUAAAUGAUUUGGCUGAACAGUUUAAAGGUUCCGUGGCUCUUGGGAAUAGAAAUGAGAAUAAUAAUGGCAUUAGGCAGCAUAAUAAUCAACAUGAUAAGAACUCCAGAGGACUUUGGGCUCAACAGCGGAUGAGAAAUUAUAGGGAAUGUCGAAGUGAUAUCGAUAAACUGAACACACCUUUACUUGAAAUAUACGAAUCUCUAGUACCACCCGAGGAAGAAAAAGCAAAGCAGAGGCAUCUGAUAGCUUCAUUAGAGAAACUAGUGAAUAGUGAAUGGCCUGGAGCUCAAUUGUAUCUUUAUGGAUCAUGUGCAAAUUCAUUUGGAGUUUCCAAAAGUGACAUUGAUGUGUGCCUUGCAAUUGAGGAACCUGAUGUUCACAAGAAAGAGCUUAUAGAGAAAUUGGCAGAGAUAUUUGAGGCGAAUAAUCUUGAGAAUGUGAAGGCUCUGACACGUGCUAGAGUCCCUAUUGUUAAGCUUAUGGACCCUGAGAGUGGUAUCUCAUGUGACAUAUGCGUAAACAAUGUUCUCGCUGUUGUCAACACAAAGCUCCUUCGAGAUUAUGCACAAAUUGAUGGUAGACUGCGACAAUUGGCUUUUCUUGUGAAGCACUGGGCUAAGUCACGAGGAGUCAAUGAAACAUACCGAGGAACCCUAUCCAGCUAUGCUUAUGUUCUUAUGUGUAUCCACUUUUUACAGCGUCGGAGGCCUGCUAUACUCCCAUGCUUGCAGGAAAUGGAGCCUACAUAUAUCGUUAACGUUGAUGAUAUUCAAUGUGCUUUCUUUGAUAAAGUUGAGAACCUUCGUGAUUUUGGAGCUGGUAAUAAUGAAAGUAUAGCGUAUCUGUUGUGGGCAUUCUUUGAUUAUUGGGCACAUCGUCAUGAUUAUGCGAAUUCCGUCAUAUCUGUUCGCACUGGGAGCAUCAUUAGCAAACAUGCCAAGGACUGGACAAGGCGAAUAGGAAAUGAUCGUCAUCUAAUAUGCAUUGAGGAUCCCUUUGAGACAUCCCAUGAUCUGGGUCGAAUUGUCGAUAAGUUCACCAUAAAAACUCUUCGAGAAGAAUUUGAUCGAGCAGCUGAUGUUAUGCAAUAUGAUUCAGAUCCUUGUGUAACCCUCUUUGAGCCUUAUGUUCCUGAAUCUGAUAAUCCCUGAUAUUGUUGGCAUUGCUAAGCUGUAAUUAUCUUUUUAGUCAGCAUUGUAAAGCCCCUUAUUUAGUAGUUUGGAAGUAGUUCUACUUCUGCCUUCACGUUUUGGUUUGGUCCUGUUUCCUUCCACAGUAAAUAUAUUAGUAAUGAUGGGUGUCAAGUCAGUUUUACUAGUUUGCUUUCCCUAUUCAAGUGUUGCUUCAGAGAGUGUCAGGGUUUUGUAAAACUUUUCUGCUGCUCUCUUUUAUAUACGUGUAUUACUAGUUUGGGUUA